ACCCCACUAAUCAUUCUCCCCCCGCCCCUCUUUUCAAAUUCCAAAACAUCUUUCAAAAUCUCAAUAACACACACUCACACACACACACACCAAUCUCAAUCUCAACAACCAUUUCACCUCCAUUACACCUUCUCUGAAAUCGACCCUUUUCAUCUCCACCCCCUUUUCCCACUUCCCUUCCGAUCACAUUCCCAUUUCCACCGCCGGCCACCCGGCCGGCCCUCCCAACUCAUUCACCAUCAAUCCCUAAUCAAGAAAGUGUCAAGAUUCAAUCUUUACAUGAAUUCUUUUGCAAUGCAGCGAUCUGGGUCCAACAAUAGACAAUACCCAUCUUCAGACAACUUUAUUGAAUCGAAUUUUAAUAACAAAUGGCUUCAGUCAGCUGGCCUUCAUCAUCUUUACUCUUCUAACCCUAAUUUGCCCCCUCUUCAGGAUUUUGGGUUUUUUGGGAAUAACAGGAAUAAUCAACAAAUGGGUAGUGGUGCUGGAGGGAAUGUGGAUGUGGUGAGUCGUUCCGGUUCAUCGAGUUUAACCAAGUAUGGGAGUGGGGAGCAAGGGUCAACUAAUGAGCUUAGCCCUGGGUUGUUAGAUCUUCAUUCGUUUGAUACCGAGCUGUUAACCGAGGUGCAUAGUGAAAACAACUUGAAUCUGCUAAAUCAACCUUCGUACGGUGAAUAUAUUGAUGAUGACAAUGCUUCCUUUUUGGCCGGAAAAUUUGCUAAUAUGUCAUGUGGUUCUACUUCUACCGAGAACAAUGUUGUUAAGGGCUCUUUGGCAGAUAAAGAGAAAGCGAGUAACGUUGCUAAGAUUAAAGUUGUGGUACGCAAGAGACCGCUUAAUAAAAAAGAAAUUGCUAAAAAGGAAGAAGAUAUCAUCAGCAUAGACCCUAACGGUUGCUCACUCACUGUUCAUGAAUCGAAAGUCAAGGUCGAUUUGACUGAAUACGUUGAGAAACACGGAUUCGUAUUUGACGCUGUGAUGAAUGAAGAUGUCACAAACGAUGAAAUAUACGCACAAACUGUGGAGCCGAUAAUCCCGAUUAUCUUUCAAAGAACAAAAGCAACCUGCUUUGCUUAUGGGCAAACAGGCAGCGGGAAGACCUAUACAAUGCAACCGCUACCCCUGAAAGCUUCCCAUGAUAUAUUAAGACUCAUGCACUUUAAUUACCGAAACCAAGGAUUUCAGUUAUUUGUAAGUUUCUUUGAAAUUUACGGUGGGAAAGUUUUCGAUCUUCUUAACGAUAGAAAGAAGCUUUGCAUGAGAGAGGAUGGAAAACAACAGGUUUGCAUAGUGGGCUUGCAGGAAUAUAACGUAUCAAACGUCGAAACGAUAAAGGAAUUAAUCGAGAAAGGUAAUUCGACAAGGAGCACGGGUACAACUGGCGCAAACGAAGAAUCUUCAAGAUCACACGCAAUUCUUCAACUUGCGGUCAAGAAAUCGAUCGACGGCAACGCAUCCAAACAGCCCCGAUUGGUAGGGAAACUAUCUUUCAUAGAUCUUGCUGGAAGCGAGCGCGGUGCAGAUACCACCGACAAUGAUAAACAAACAAGGAUGGAAGGUGCCGAAAUUAAUAAAAGUUUACUCGCGUUAAAGGAGUGUAUUAGAGCCCUUGAUAAUGAUCAGGGUCAUAUUCCGUUUAGAGGGAGUAAACUAACGGAAGUUUUAAGAGACUCGUUUGUUGGUAACUCGCGUACGGUUAUGAUAUCAUGCAUUUCACCGAGCUCUGGGUCUUGUGAACAUACUCUAAACACAUUACGAUAUGCUGACAGGGUUAAGAGUCUAUCAAAAGGAAGCAACUUUAAGAAAGACGUGUCAUCAUCGACAUCCAACCUUCGAAACUCAAUCGCAUUACCUGUAUCUUCAACAACGUUAACACGUUUCGAAGAUGUUAUAUCCGAAAAGCCGCAUGAACCUAAUAGAUUUGGAUGGCGUAAACAAACCGAUAAAGAUUCAUCUUUAACCAUGGACCGUGUUCCUGUUGGAAGAUCAACUAUUUAUGCACCUCCCGCUGAAGAUUACUUAAGUGAUCAUGAUGGCACGGAUGAGGAAAUAAUGGAAGAUGAUUUUGAAUAUUCUAUGGAGGUUAAUGAACCGAAAAACGUUUCAAGAUUUGAGAAGCCAAGCACUCAGAUGAAACCUAUCGUUGAGGCCAAUGAUGAUCUCGCUGCACUUCUUGAGGAAGAGGAAAAUCUUGUAAACGCUCAUCGGAAACAAGUGGAGAAGACUAUGGAUAUCGUUAGGGAGGAAAUGAACCUGCUGGUAGAAGUAGAUCAACCAGGAAAUCAACUCGACAAUUACAUUACAAAACUAAAUAUAAUUCUAUCCCAAAAAGCAGCCUCGAUUCAACAACUCCAAACAGAAUUGAGUAAGUUUCAGAAACAUUUGGAAGAAUACAAUGUUCUAUCAUCGGCUACAGGUGGCUAGCGAUGCUGCAGCAUAGGUAACUAAGGUGAGAGUGUUCGGUUUCUGUCUUGUUUUGCUAUAAUAUUGAGUGUUUGACAUGUUUUUCUCUACAUUCGAUGUGGAUUUCGGGUGUGGAUUAUAUGUAAAAGCUUGUGUAAGUUGUUGUGGUUUAUAGAAAAUUCAAAAUGCGGUUUUGAUUA
Messenger RNA from Helianthus annuus (common sunflower), 2603 nucleotides. RefSeq names its product kinesin-like protein KIN-13B. NCBI's taxonomy places the organism in Eukaryota, Viridiplantae, Streptophyta, Magnoliopsida, Asterales, Asteraceae. Gene Ontology annotation, molecular function: microtubule binding; ATP binding; microtubule motor activity. The transcript has 12 exons. Gene Ontology annotation, biological process: microtubule-based movement. The coding region runs from base 280 to 2424 and encodes 714 amino acids. The record is from RefSeq and is a predicted model, not a curated record.